AUGGACGUAGAGCAAAAACAACAUGAAAAUGCAUAUUGCGUAUAUAAGAAAAACUUUGAUGAAACAAGAGUAAGCUCCAACAGCAGUAGUGGCAGUGCCACAGAGAGUCAUACCGGCAGUAGCAAUAACAGUAAUAACAAUAGUGGAAGCAAUAAUGGCUUUGCGGAAAGCAAAGGCGAAAACGGAGACAACCGGGGUGAAUCCGUAGAAAAUUAUAUGACAUCAUGUGAGGAAAAUGAAGAUGCAGAAGAAAAGUAUACCAACCACGAACUUUCUGAAAAAAACAUUAGCGCUAGCACAUCAAAUUUGAAUAAGUCUUUCGAUCCCUUACAGUUUCAAAAUGAAUACAACGGAAAUGGAAUCGUGUCCAUGAAGUGGGAUUAUGAGAACGGUGCAGAAUUACCAGAUGGAACACACAGUAACAUGUACCUGAGAGGGAAUAAGCAAAGGAAAGGGAAUGAAAAUCUUACGAAUUAUGAUAUGCCCAAUGAAAUAGAGGAAGAGCGAAAGUAUAUCUACACCAGGAAUGAGAACGGGGAGGCAUUAAACAUGUAUGGUAUUCAGGGUAAAGGAGAUUUUGAGAUUGACAUGAAUUGUACACAGGAAAUGUCUACGAUGUUUUCUUGUAAGGAAAGUCGUAACAUAUGUGCCUCGACGAAGAGUACGAAUAGUAACGGAAGGAGUACUGUGCAGGACAGAAGGGGGACGGAACCGAUGGAAAAUGUUCUAAUUGGGCAAACGGCACAGAGUUGUGAACAGGGUGAGUAUAAAACGAACACAGAAGGUAGUGGAGAUAGGGGAAAUAAUGAAAACAGCGGAAGUAGUGGAAGUGGUACAGAGGGAAAAAAUGUAGAGCUUGCUGGUAAUGAGGAUGUGUCCAUGAGCCUAAGUAACAGACAGAAUCAGGUAAAUAAUGGAGACCCCUCAACGUAUAACAAUGACAAACCCCUUAAUGAAGAGACACCAACGAAAUUUGAAAGUAUGCGCUAUUACGACAUGAAGGAUGUAAGUGGAAAUAAGCUGAAUGAUUACAUUUCGAAUAUGCAGGUUAUGAGGGACAGCUUCACAAACAACCAUUUAAGUAACAUGGGAAGGAGUCAUUUUGAUAUUAGUGCAGAUGUUGGUUCGAUGAGUUACGAGGCGGUAACCGGGAUGAGCGGCAUGAGCUGUAUGAGCGGUACGAACAGCGUAGAGAACAUGGGGAGCCCAACCCGUAUGAACGAUUUUGACCAUUUGAAGAAUAUGGGAGAAUGCAGCGAUCUACAGAAAAUAAUGGAAGGCAAUAUCGUUAAGGAGAUGAAUCAAUUUUCGGAUAAGGCAAACUCAGACUACAUAAAUUUCAUGAAAAUGGGUGCAGAGGAUAAUAAUUUAAAUAGUUUGAAUUCUGUGGACGUAGACUACUAUGAUAAGGGAGUUCUGUACAAUGCGGCUAGUGAUGAAUCAGGCCUUUUGAAAGGUCAGGCUGCAGGUACCAACCAGAAUAAUUUGUUUGAUGCCAGUGGGAUGAACAUGGGUAAUACCAUGAACGACACACAAAGCGUGAAUAGUACAAGCACGUUGAGUAAUAUCAACGGGGGUAGUGGCAUAGGAACCAUUGGUGCGAGGAGCACCCAUAACGGGAUAAGCACCCUGAACUCCGCGAACAGCAUAAGUAAUAUCAGCAACAUGAGCGCCUUGAGCAGUAUGAGCGCGCUAAGCACUAUGAGUGGCUUGAGCAAUAUAAGCGGAAUGAGUAGUAUAAAUGCUUUGAACGGUAUAAACGCACUGAACGAUGCCAUCUCGCUAAGCACCAUGAACAGUUUAAAUGAAGAUAGCAUGAACAUACAUACCAAUCUGAUAGAAAGAAAUGUGAGCAAAGAAGAUGUAUACUUAAUGACGCAAGGUGAAGCAUCCAAAAACACGACCUGCAUAAAAGAGGAAAUAAAUAACGAACCAAUUGUGUAUAAUGAUAAUUUUAGUUCCGAAGGAAUGACAGAGAAGAAUUUCCCUUACCAAGCACAAACCUUUCAUGUGGCAGAAUUGAGUAAAGAAUAUAAUCAAAUGGAUAAGGGAAAUACCAUGAACCUUCAGGGCAAAGAUGAAAAUGUAAAGAAUGAUGAAAAUGGUAAAAGUAUGCUCCUCUCCACGCGCUAUAAUAAUAUGAUUAGUGAAAAAGGCCAAAUGAAUGAUGCCAGUGAAAAUGUGUACCGUAACAAUCUCUACAACGGAAGAACAUUUGAGGACGUGAAAAAUGAAAGUGCAGAAAAGGGUUUUAUUUAUCCAGUACAUAACAAUGAAGGUAUAAAGCAGGCCAACACAAAUGAUUAUUUACACAAGCACUAUAAGGUAUGCAUGGAUGGAAAGAGCUCAAAUUAUAUAGUAAAUACAAAUGUAGAAAAUGGAACUUGUGCAAAUAAUCUGCUCUACCAAACGUCAGAUUAUUAUCAUAAAAAUUUUCUGCAUAAUGAAGACACGAAAAAUGAUGUAAGUGCCUACGGUUCCGUGGAAAAUAUAAAUAUACGUAAGAGUGAUGGGCAAACUGAUAAGGGAACGAACUGUAACGUAAACAAUAUCGAGCAAAGACUCGCUAAUAACGGGAAAGGGAUUAAUAAAAGGUGCAGGAAAAAACGCAACACCCCAGUGGAAAGUAAUGCGCAACUAACCAACUCCAUACCCUGUGAUAACAGCAAUGAUAUAAAUUCAGAAAACAACGUUGACAUAAAUAACGUUAAGAUGGACGAUGGGACCAUCAAACUGGCAGAACUGAAUAUAAGUGAAGAAGAAUUAAAUAAAUUGACUCUGAGCAUGAAUUCAAAUUUUACCGGCAUAAACGAAAAGGACGAAUUAUACAAAACUGUUUUAUUUUUUGAUAAAAAAAAUAAUAAAAUGAUUAAAAUGAAUAAACCAUUGAAGAGAAAAAGAAAGCUUAAAAAAAAUACCAACGAGGAAAACGAUAAUCCAGAUCAAUUCCAAUGCCAAGAGGGAAGCAUUGACACGUCAUUAGUAACACAGGAUCAGGAAAAUAACGAGCAGAAUGAAAAUUGGAAACCAAUUUCGAUGGACAACGCAGAACCUGUAGGAGCAAAUAAUGGCGCAAAGGGAGGCUCAGCGAAACAGAAUCAGAGUGUUCACAAGCAUAGUCACAAUAAAAGCAUAAACGGAAUAUUCACUAGCCAAAAUAAGGAGCUAAUUUUUACCCCCGUUUCGAGGGAUAGUCAGGAGAAUAAUAAUUUAGUCAUUGGGCAUAAUGCCACCCAUGAAGAUGGUACCCACGAAAAUAUUAUCAACGAAAGUGGAGUAGACUACCAAAGACAUGGUGCUGGAAAUUAUAAAAUUGGAAGAUCCUUAAGUAGAGAAAAUAUAAACAACGAGGGAGUUAUAAGUUUCCUCGCGGAUGGUAAUUCUACUGGGGAGUACACAGCACAAGGGCAUGCGACUAAGGGUGCAAAACGGGCCGUGGAUAGGAAGUACAAGAAAUUGCGAAUGAAUGAGCACGCACAAAUGUCAAGUAGUAACACCGCUAGCAGCAGCGGAAGUAACAAUAAUGAGAGCAACCUUUUCCGGAGCGACAGUUGCAGUAGUUUUCCACAUCGGAACCCGGAUGUGGUCAAAUGCAUGAUCAGCGGUGCAUGUAAUAAUAACUCCUACACGGAUAAACCCAUUUCAGCUUCCUCGUUCCAAGUACAAUGCAACAAAAUGUACGACCCGCGGAACGGAGCGAAUGGGGCUACAUAUAUCGACGCUGUGCGUAUAGGCACUGGUGAAUUCUUGGCGAAGGGGGAUGAUAUAUUUAAAAAGGCAACAUUUGCCGGCGAUAUGGUAGGCACCAUGAAGGAUAAACACGGCAACAGUAACCUGAGCGGUAGUGGCAUCAACAAUGUUGAACUGUCAAGCUGCGGCAUGAAGAAAGGGAAUGAAAACCUUUCUAGCACGUAUUAUACAUCCAACAAUCAGGUAAUUGCAGGCAUGUUUUCCUCCCACGGAGAGUUCCUGAGAGACGAAUUAAGCGGAUCGUUUGAAGGGAACAUGAAAGUGAAGAUUGAGGAAAACCAGAACGCAGUGAACAAGGGCAUUGUGAGCAUCAAUGUUAUGAACAAUAUUGGGAUGAACGUUGGAAAUGACCCCCUCGGUAGCAAUAUCAUCAGCGGAAACGGAAACGACGGUACAGGGGAAAAUAAGUACGUCAAGAGAAGGGGGAAAGUAAAGAAAGAUAAAGGUACGCCAGACGACUAUACUAUCCAGAAUGGCGAAGUAGUAAGCGGAAUUCCGAAGAAAAGAAGAACCUAUAAACUUAAAAAUAAAAUAGAUAUAUCCAGAAGGAAUACAGAAAAUGAUGAAGCAGGGGAUAUUUACGUCGGUAUUCCGGAUGCUGAAAAUAUGGCACCAGAAAAUGAAUCCGUACGGUUAAAGAGAGGCGGAAGAAGGAAGGGCAGCAUCAAAAAAGGAUUCAUUCUAGUGAAGCAGGAGGGAAACAAUGAAUGCGUAGGCGACAAUAAAUUCCACGCAAAUGAUAUCAGGAUAUGUAAAAAUGAGAUGACAUACGGGAUAGUAAAUAGUACCAUGCCAUUUGGAGAACCAUUUGGCGUGAUAAAUCAUUCUAAAGAUGGUCUGACGCCAGACCGUGUGAUGGCAAAUGGUAUGAAUAUUAAAUUGGAAGGAUCCCAUGUUGAUGUAGAUGGAACAUUAUGCUCAAUGGGGGUUAUAAAUGAUUCCAUUGUUAAUGUAAACGCAGAAAUGAAUAUAAAAACAGACUUUAAAUCCAAGAGGAAACCCAAAAGAAGCGUGAACUUAUUUAUAGCCCAGAAAAGUAAAUCCGAAACAGCACUGGAGAAAAAAAUAAAAUCAAGAAUUUGCUUACAGGAUUACUACAAAAAGAAUAAAGAGAUAUACCAAGGAAUCGAUCCCCUAGCUUCCAUUAAUGGUGUGAACUUACCAUCGAUUGAGGAUGAAUCCUUUAGUGAUAACUUAACAGUGCUUUUUAAGAAAAAGAAGAAAAAUCUAAUAUGCUCCAACUGUCUCUAUGGGUUUAAAAUUCAGAUAAGUGCGAGGAAUGAGUUUGUGCAGGUUCCAGCAAUGGGAAAGGGAGAAGCCCCUGGGGAUGGUCCAGAAGAGGGUGCAAGAAAUUGGUCACAAGAUGAUCCACAGGAUAACGCACAAUGCGCUACACAAGAUGGAUCCGUGAACAGUAACGAGAGCGACAAACGAAACGAUGACGAGAGUGUCCACACGAUGAUGGACCCUUGCAGUCCCGGAAAACACUUGAGCGAAGAUGAGGGCGAAGCGGAUGUGACAAGGAGCGCAUCAGAAGAGAACCAAAUGAACCCACCGAAAAGUGACAACCUCGAAACGGAUAAAACAGAUCGAACUGAUCGAACCGAUCGAACGGAUCAACCGGAUCAACCGGAUCAGCCGGAUCAAAAAGUGGAAGCGAAAAGUACGGGCGAUGUGAUGAAGGAGUUGGAAGAAAAUUCCGACAUUAUCGAAAAAAUUAAAAGCUUAAAGUAUCUCAAAAUCAGCAUGUACAAAGAAUUAGUUGAAAAAAACAUACUAGUGGAAAAUUAUUGUACAAUCACAUUUUACUGUCUUUGCGGUUAUUUUACAUGUAUCAAAGAGGAUAAUGAAUGGAAACAAAUCACAAACUGUUAUUUCGAUGAAAAGGAUAAAAGGAAACCGAAGGCACCCCAUAUAUUUUGCACAAGGUGCAAAGAGUUGCUAGUAACAAAUAGAUUUCUAGAUAAAGACAAAACAAAAAUUAUUAUGAUAUGCGAAUGUGGAAGUAGAAACUAUGAUAGAACGGAUUUUUUCUGGUCCAGAAGAGGAAAUAUUAAACAAAGAAAAGCACCUCAAAUAUUAUGUGAUGAAUGUAAUUCGAAAAUGUGGGUACACACAUGGCUUGAUGACAUUGGAUCGAAAGUUAAAUUGUUAUGUAAAUGUGGUUUUAAGAAUUUUCUAAAAAAAAAUAAUAAUUGGGUUAGAAGUCCAAGGUGGAAAAAACCCGUGCCCUUAAUAAUUUGUAAUUCAUGUCAUCAGAAAAUGUACAUGAGUCAGUGGCUAAAUAAUGAUGGAACUAAAGUUAAAAUGAAAUGCGAAUGUGGAUGGAAGACUCUCAUCAAAGAAGGAAACACAUGGGUUAGAAGUGAAUGGUCCAAAAAAUUACUAUGCCUUAAAUUAGUAAAAAAUCCAGAGCUUCUGCAGAAGAAAUAUAACAUACAUCCUCAUAAGAAAAGUAAAUCGGAUGAAGAGGAAUUUUCCGAUAGGAACAGCCAGAAUGGGUUGUCAAAUAUGAGAGAUGGAAUGAUCCCGACAUUUCCCCCAAGCGAUAUAACGAUAAAUCACCAUGAUGCUGUUAUGAACGAAUUGUGUAAUCCCAACCAUUUGGAAAAUUGCCUGGAUGGGGAAAAUAAUGUUGCACUUAACAAAAUGAGGAGUUCCGAUUCGUUCAUGAUUUCCGAAGCGACCGAGGGAUUACUACUUGCAGAUGACAAUUACAUAAUUAGCAACAACAAUAACAACAACAGCAACGGUGGUGUUGAGGGUGGUCCGAAUGAUUCGUUGUUCGUUUGGGGCGUAGAAAAUGGCCCAAGCGUGGGUCAGGCAAUUCCCUACGAGGAUGUCAUUCUGAGGAAGAAACCUGGCACCCGCAGUCCAAGAGGCGGUCGCGGUAGAGGUAAUAGGGGCUAUCGCAGCGUUGGUAGAGGAAACAUCAUGAGCGCUAAGAUUGAUAGUGGUAAUCAUGUCGGGGUGAACCAUGCCAGUGGUAAUGAUGUCGGUAUAAAUAAUGUCAGUGGAAAUCAUGUAAGCAUGAAUAAUGUCAGUGGAAAUCAUGUUGAGGGAAGCCACGUUGGAGUACCCCCUGACGGAGGCGACUUAUGCACACGCGGUAACGCAGAGAACAACAGCAGAGGUAGAAGAAAACCCCGCGGUUCCAAGUCCCACUUGAACUCUAAGAAGAGGGGGCAGAACGUCAAUUUAGCCGAAAAUAAGGAUUACCAUAUCGCUAGCUUGGAAACAGCUGAUGGUGCAUCAAACUCACAUAAUAAUUUAAUAAACUUAAAUGGUACAAUGAAUAAUGGGCUUUUAGGAGAUGCUUAUAUUACAAAUAAUUACGAACAAGGGAAAAGAGAAGCAGACGUGGAUUUGAACAAAGGUGUUCCCUGUACUGAUGGAGAUGCCAAAAAAAUGAACACUAAUAAUGGCCAGAAGAAAAAACCAGGAAGACCGCCAAUUGACAGAAAGGAUAAAAAAGUGAAAAAAACAACUGCGCGAGAAAAAUUCAAUAACACGGAAAAUGCUUCCAUGGCGAAUAUAGUGACUGGCGUUACAUCAAAUGCUUCAGUUGCUACUACAGCAGAAGCUAUGAGACCUGGUAUCACAACGACUAGUACCACAGCUGCAUGCACAAUGAUAUAUAAUAAUGAGAAUUCUCCAGUUAGCCAAAUCUAUCAAAUUCAUCAAACGAACGAUGAUAUACUGAUAGACAACAUGAUUAAUAAAAAAGGAAGCGUAAUAAUUGACAGUAUAAUUAAACAUCCGGAUCAGAACCUAAAGGGGAACAAAGAAAAAUUAACAGAGUCCAACAUGAUUAGCAGUGGUCCGACACUCAAUUUUUACGAUGAAAAAUAUGCCAAUGGGGAGGAGAAACCCAGUAGCAGUAUUGGGAAAAUGUAUUUUGAGAAUCCUUAUUACUAUGUUAACGGUUACUAUGAUAAUUCAUACGAUAAGGGUUACAGUAAUCAUCCUGUCGUGUCACAAUUUCGGGGAAAUAGCAACGGUAGGAACGGCAGUAAUGGAGGCGUGAGAAGUACGGACCUGUACAAUGCCUACAAUAUGGCCAGCGGCACGUACGAACAUCAGAACAAGGAAUUCCCGGUAAACUACGACAUGAACAGAAGUACAAGUCCAAUGACGAAUACAAAAUUUGUGGAAGAUAAGGAAAGUCCGGAUGUUUUACCCAUGGAUUUAAAUUUCCAGAAGAAGAAAUUUAUAGUAGAAAAUAUGAAGAAAUUAAAUUAUAAUAUUAGCGAAAAUGAUAUGAAUAUCCUUUUGGAAAAUGUGGACGAAAAUGUUCUAGUAGACACGCUUUUGGGAAAAUUUGUUGAUAAGACGAAUGUCGUGGAAAAUGGGAAAAUGGAUGACAGUGAUGUGAACCUGAAUGAGAAUUAUGCGAACCACUUGAAUGGAGGCAAUAGUGGGUUCACGAAUAACAAUUAUAAUUCGAACGAUUUUAAUCAAACGGAGUUCAGAUCAAACGAAAUGUACAGCAAUAACAACAUGUGCUCCUAUGAUAACUACACGGGGGAAAUGUUCCCAAAUGGGGUAUACCAGGUUGGUAUUAACGAGGGUGGUGUUCAUCAAAAUGGGCUGCACCAAAGCGGACCAUCCCAGAGUGGAUUCUACCAGGACAUGAUCGAGCACCCCUUUAGCAGAAACCCCUCUGCAGACGGAGGCGCCAGAGAAAGUCACCCCAUUAGUAAGGAAAACAUCAACUACGUUGUAAUGGAAAACGAGGACGGGAAAAAGGAAAUUGAUUGUAAAAAUAUGAACAUGGUAAAUGGGCAAAGUGGGGCUGAUAACAAUUUUAACUUACAUAUUGCAGAGAGAAAUGGCCACGAUAUGGAUGACUCCAUGAAUAAAGGCGUAGGAAGCCAAAAUAUGACGAAUAAAAUUAUGGCAUGUAAAAAUAUGGGCAGAAAAAAUUCCAUGAAUAAUGACCCAUGUAGGAAUGAUUACCUAAGUAGCAAUUUUAGCUAUUCGAACGAAAUGAUGGGAGAAAAAGAUAAGUACAAUGUGGACGUUAACCUAGAUUUAGGUGAACGUAUAAACUUGAAGAAUGUCACUACCGAUUGCGAAUUGCGCAGUGGUAUGAAUAACGAUAUGGGAGGUAACAUCACGGGGAAUUUGGACCACCCCCCCGGGUUUGAAAACGGUGUGUAUGAUAAUAACGUAAAUGAUAACAGCGGUGGCAGUGGAAACAAUAAUGAUGAACACGUGACGAUUGCACAAAAUGAUGGCUUGCUGAACAUGUGUAAUUUGAACGAAAACCUCCAGUAUUUUAGCAACGAAUUUAAAGCAGCCCUUGCGCAUGUCCUUUCGGAUAAAGCAUCAGAUGCGCAGAAAGAGAAUUUCCAAAAUUAUCUAAAAAAUUUAGCUAGCAAUUUUUGCAAUUUGGCAAAUAAAGAGAAUGAUCUGACGAGUGAGAAACAGCAAGGCUACAACAGUAACGCACUCUCAUGUGAAGACGAAAACAGAUAUUUAAAAGAUAAUAAAGUGGAAGACAAUAAUGUGCUUAAGGAUAUACUACUACCGAUUCUUGCGAAUCAGGAGGAAAAUGGCACACCCGUUAAAAACAACUUUUGCAGUGAAUAUAACAUAUAUGAAAACAUGUUAAAUAUGCCAAAAAUGGAUGAAAAAAUUAAGGGUGAGGAAAUGGCUGCUACUCCAUCCUACAAGCCAGAGAUGAAUGACAUGAGUCAAGACAAAAAUAAUAUGAACGACAUGCUUUGUGUGUAUAAUUUUAAUUCAGAUAGUGAAGAAAAGGUAUGUACACAUGAGAGGAAAUACAAAAUUAAUGAUUUUAUAACCGUCUGCACAAACUGCAAUGAAUAUAUUAAUUCAAAUAUGGAUUGCAAAAUUGUAUCUCCCAGUAGUUUGGAUAGUAUGAACAACAACUGCUCAGAGCAGAAGAUGAAUGCCCACCAUGAGGACUUUCUUCUAAGUAACGAUGAAAUAAAGAACUAUGAAAAUUUCUCUUCCUCUGGGAAGGAAGAGAGGAAAGACUUCCAUGGAGUAAGCCCAAACAGAUCAAUGAACGGAUCGAUGAGCGGAUCGAUGAACGGAGCGAUGAACGGAUCGAUGAACGGCCCAAUGAACGGCUCCGCGAGCGACGCCAGGAACAGCGAAAGAAAUAGCAUUAGCCACAACAGCAACCACAGCAGUAGCAUACCCAUUAUGGAGAACGUGGACGACAUGAGCCACCUGUACAAUCAGUAUUGUGAUUAUUACGUAAACAAUACCGCCAUGGAUGACAUGCAUAUGAAAAAUAAUUACCUGAACAAUCUUUUUUUUCAAGAUCAAAACAAUUACUCCGCUACUAGCGAUAACUGUACGAACAAUCAAUCCCCGCCAAUAAAAUCAGAAAAUUUUUACUUCACUGAAGAUAACAACUACCUUAGCGAUUCCACCACGUACAUUGCUGGGAAAAAUACCGCGAAUAGUGUAAUGCAAUUUAAACAAGGAACCUGCGCAGAGAAUAAUUUGAACAAUAAUAAUAAUAGCGAUGGGAAUUAUCAGGAAGAUGAUUAUGAGAAUUAUAUCAAUUCGGAGUGCAACAACAAUUCUUGCUACAACAUAAUACACACCUGA
This is a messenger RNA of Plasmodium knowlesi strain H, 10341 nucleotides long. RefSeq names its product conserved Plasmodium protein, unknown function. Bases 1 to 10341 code for a protein of 3446 amino acids. The record is from RefSeq and is a predicted model, not a curated record. The transcript has a single exon. Lineage: Eukaryota; Apicomplexa; Aconoidasida; Haemosporida; Plasmodiidae.